This is a messenger RNA of Vitis riparia (riverbank grape), 559 nucleotides long. RefSeq names its product receptor like protein 21-like. The transcript has 3 exons. The record is from RefSeq and is a predicted model, not a curated record. Bases 38 to 559 code for a protein of 173 amino acids. Lineage: Eukaryota; Viridiplantae; Streptophyta; Magnoliopsida; Vitales; Vitaceae.
AAUAUGUGGAUGCAAAGGUUGCAUCGAAGAAGAAAAGAUGGGUUUGCUUGAAUUCAAGGCUUUUCUGAAAUCGAAUGAUGAACAUGUAGAUUUUCUUCUCCCUUCAUGGGUAGAUAACAACAUUAGUGAAUGUUGUAAGUGGGAGCGAGUUAUUUGCAAUCCCACCACAGGUCGAGUUAAGAAGCUUUCCCUCAAUGAUAUAAUGCAGCAACAAACUUUUGUGGAAUUCGAUUGGUCCUAUUAUGAAAAUGUCAAAUUCUGGUUACUAAAUGUCUCCUUAUUCCUUCCUUUUGAAGAACUUCACCAUCUAAAUUUGUCUACAAACUCAUUUGAUGGGUUUAUUGAGAAUGAAGGAUUUAAAAGGUUAUCAAGUUUAAAGAAAUUGGAGAUCUUGGACAUAAGUGGUAAUGAGUUCAACAAAAGUGCCUUAAAAUCUUUGGGCACAAUAACAUCACUCAAGACACUGGUUCUUUGCAGCAUGGGACUGAAUGGAUCUUUUCCCAUUCAAGGCAUAAUUAACCAGUUUAAGAAACUUGGUAGUGCUGGAUCUAAGCUAUAA